This is a messenger RNA of Propithecus coquereli (Coquerel's sifaka), 303 nucleotides long. Its product is annotated as 60S ribosomal protein L36a-like. Gene Ontology annotation, cellular component: ribosome; cytosolic large ribosomal subunit. Gene Ontology annotation, molecular function: structural constituent of ribosome. The record is from RefSeq and is a predicted model, not a curated record. The coding region runs from base 1 to 303 and encodes 100 amino acids. NCBI's taxonomy places the organism in Eukaryota, Metazoa, Chordata, Mammalia, Primates, Indriidae. Gene Ontology annotation, biological process: translation. The transcript has a single exon.
AUGUUCCUCAAACCGACUGGACCUUCUGUUAGGUGUGGCAAGCACCAACCCAACAAAGUGACAGUACAAGAAGAGAAUUCUCUGGAUGUCCAGGGGAAGUGGCUUUAUGACAGGAAGCAGAGUGGCUAUGGUGGGCACACCAAGCUGGUUUUCUGGAAAAAGGCUAAAACUACAAAGAAGAUUGUGCUAAGGUUUGAAUGCAUUAAGCCCAACUACAGAUCUAAGGGAAUGCUGGCUGCCAAGAGAUGCAAACAUAUUGAAAUGGGAAGAGAUACGAGAAAGGGCCAAGUGAUCCAGUUAUAA